UUUAUUUUUCCAUUUUCAAUGUUUAUACUGAUAAAUAUAGAAGUUUAUAAUGCUAUGUAAAAAUUUGAGAGUCAAAUAUCAAGUUAUAAGCAAGUUACAGAGUUCAUAAUCCUUUGUUUUGUAAACAAGGCUCGAAUAUUGUCAUUUUUACAUAUGUGUUGUAUUGGUGUAAGUUUCAAUCAAAUUUAUCUUUCUUUUGUUUAUAAUGGUAUUUAUGAAGAUACUGAAUUAGUUUAAAUUGGUUUUUUGCAUGUCAUUUUGUCUAAGAAAUGGUAAUUCUCUACAAUACAUUUUUUGUAAACAACUAUAAGCAUGAUAAGACUCGAGCUUUGUUUACAUUACAACCAAUUCUUACCUCUGUAUCUCACUCGUAACUUGACUUUAACAUUCAAUAAUUUGGUCAAUCAUUUAAAAUGCACCAGUAAACCAUUUUAUACAUAAAAAAUAAAAAUAAAAUUUUUGAUCUCAAAUCGUGUCCAAGUCCCUUUAAAGGAAAAAGCAGUUACCAUAAUCAUGCCACCAUCACCUACAAAAACCUUGAAGGAUGCAAUGUCAUCGCCUGUUAGAGAAAUCCUGACUGUUCAAGGGCAAAUUAUUCGUGAUGAAGCAAUCAAAACAGUGAAAGUUGCCCAGAAGGACACUAAGAUUAGAGCAUUGACCUUAGAAGAGAAUGGACAGACAAUGGAACUAACUCUUUGGAGAGAGCUGAGUGAACAAGACUUGAAGAUAGGGCAAUACAUUGAAGUUACUCAUUGUCUUGUAUCUGAAUGGCUCAGAAAGAAGAGUCUUAACUCCACAAGAAACACCACCAUCAAGGCUGUACAACGUAAAGAUAUGGUUGUAACUGGAAAUGUCGAACCUCUGUCAAUGACGGACACCCACUGUGAAAUGUGUGUCAAGGAAGAUGACAUAUAUAAAGACUUUAUUGUGGAUCUGGACAAAGUUCGUGCCCAAGUUCAAAGAUAUGUGGAAGAAGCCGGAACAUUAAACUUACAACAGCUAGAAAAUAUGAUUGUUGACAAACUUCUCUUCCCUGUGAAGCUUGUCAUCAACGGCACAACAGUCAUUUCCUUUGAAUUGUUAUAAACACUUGCCAACAUUCCUACAUUUGAACCAUAUCAAAAUAAAUACUUUUUGUAAGAACUGUUAAAUUACUAUAAAAAAAAGUCAGUAUGAUUAUUGAUUAGCUAUCAUGACAUCUCUUCAAAUUGACAUUUGCAAACAGGCUUAUUGAAUUUGUAAUAUUUCACUUACCUUAUUUUUACCUUUUCUGAAACACCAUAACUGUAUAUAGAUCUAGUUUAAUUUCUGGUUGUAAAUAUUAAAUGAGCAAAUGCAAACAGCAACUGUUUACAGAAAUACCGGCACAUGCUUUUCUAACUUUGCAUGCACACAGUGGUUAUACAAGUUAAUUAAUUUUGUUAACUUUGAUAGUUAGUCUACUUUUAUUGUUUUUGUUUCAAAAAACCAUAUGACCCUUUCAUCCAAUCUUUAUUUGGGAUAUACAGAUUGAUUUCUGUUAAUUAUGUUGGUUUUUACUUUACUUUUCCCAUUUUAGUAAUAUUCUUACUUGAUGCAUAUUGUUAGUUUUACCGUAGUUGUAUUUUUGUUGUUUUCAUCUUCAUAACCAUAUAACUCAAUUGUUCAGUCUAUAAGAGACAUUCACAUAUGGUUAUUUCUUUGACAUAGAUAUAUAGUGUGUUUAUAUAUAGAACAUGUUUGUUUAUACUUUACUUUUUUUGUUUCUGAUACUACCCUUACUUGAUGCAUAUUCUAGUAGUUUAGUUAUAGUUUACAUACACAGCACAAAAUCUAAGCAAUAAUUAUCUUGCUGAAAGUGAAAUGUAUUGCAACUUGAUCACGAAAUACACUACAGACUAUAAUCUCUGCAUGCCAUUUUACAAUUCAUCCAUUUCUUUCUUUGAAAUGUGUACAUGUUCUAAAUAUGAAAAGAACAUACUGCCAAAUAAUUUGUGCCAAAUUUUCAUUGCCAUUGUCAAUAUACCAGUUGACAUUCAGUUCAUCUUAGAAAAACUAAUUCUCCCAAUCCACUCUAAUAACAUAACCAAAAUAAAAAAACCUUUGUGUAAAUCAUUAUAUUGUUAACUAUUCUUUAUAUAUAUCUCAUAAUACAUAAACUUCCAUUAUUUUGUUUAUCUCUAUUUUCCAAACUGAUAUACUCUCAAAUAUACAAGAUUCUGUAUUGUUAUUUAAAAGUUCUUCCUCUUUUAUCAAACCUAGCUAUGUGUUCAAUAAACAUUUGCCUCUUGAUUUCAUUUUGUUGUUUUACCAUACCUAAAGAAAUCAGACAACAGUAGCAUCUUGAUAAACCAACCCAACUUUUCACGCCACCGUCUUUCAGUACUUUCAGUACUUUGA
This is a messenger RNA of Magallana angulata, 2379 nucleotides long. RefSeq lists its product as uncharacterized. The record is from RefSeq and is a predicted model, not a curated record. Lineage: Eukaryota; Metazoa; Mollusca; Bivalvia; Ostreida; Ostreidae. The coding region runs from base 514 to 1086 and encodes 190 amino acids. The transcript is spliced from 3 exons.